GAUGAUUGGCUCCUGUCAUGCUGAGUCUUGUGUGGAUUUUACCACUCCUUCGGUCUGUUCUGUUUUUGUUCCUUUGUUGAAAGCCGUCCAAACAACGAGGCGGUCGGACCGGCUUGGGCUUCCGAGGAAAGUCCGAGCCGUGGGAAAGAGCCUUAAAAUUGCGUGUCAAACUGAAUCCAAUUAGACAACAUAGUUCCAAUUGUCACAUUCUUGUAGCACAAAACUUUUCACACAAAGUUAGAUCCACCUCCAAAGUUAUGCAAAUAUAGAUUAUUUCCAUUGUAACUUUACCAAAGUACCAGAACAAAGUUGCUACAAUAUGUUUGUUUCCAGGGACCACCAGAAUCACCGAUUAAUUUUUAACUUUUAGUCCCAAAACGAGCAUUUACUGUAUUCAAUAUUAGGGCGACCUUCAAACAUUUUCCCGAGUUGAAGUGACGAUUUUCAACUGUCCCCUGGUUGGACGUUGUUGGAGUGAUCUCCAAACAGCUGCACUGGUGAUGCAAUCUUAGUUAAUUCAAUUUGUUCUUUCUUGAACACGACAAAAACACAGGUCGUCAGUCAUGUGUUUUUGCAUGAAAUACACCCUUAAAAGUGCUUGGUUAAAAAUUGCAGCAACUCAGACAUUUGGGCGGAUUUUAUCCAACUUUGGGUUAGUUGGCAAAGAAAAAAAAAAAAAAUCUUUGGGUGUUUUGUUAGGCAAAAUACGUUGUUGAUCCAGUUUCCAAAGUUUAUUUAAUUUUAACCCAAAUUUUAAGGGUGCACGCAAGACUUGAGAGCACUUUUUUUCCUAAUCCUAAUUUUGUAGUAAAAUCGACAGUCAUUUGAAUACUUGCUGAUGCUGUUUGACUUCAACUCCUUAUGACGACAAAAGGCGUGCAUCAACUUAGGUGUUUUGAUGCCAAGAAGAGUCCCGGACGGUGGAAGCUGGAGUCAGCCGACCUUUGUGUCGCUCGUCUCUGAAAUGAGCGCAAGGCGUUUGACUAACGUGUUGUAACUUUCACGUGAGAAAUGUCAACAUGGGUCUGCAGGUUAGAAGGAGGAGGAACACCUUUGCGCAACCUUGCCUGAGUGGAGCCCUAAAGGGGAACUAGCUCACCGCCGUCACCGCACACACAAACAAACGCCCGCCUUCCCAUUUAAAUAGUUUUCUUUGGCUCAGCAUUGGACACUGAGCUCGAGAACUUUCCAGAUGGUGGGAACCUCAUUUGAAGGUAACAAAAACAACAACCGCCCAGAAGAUACAAAGUAUCGAAGACGCAAAGCUGAUCACAAAAAUAAAAACAAAAGACUGACUCAUAAAUCUUGACUCUUGGGCGUACUGGCCACAUUAUACAGCCAUUUUUUGAAAAAUAUGACUAUUUUGUCUGAAUUUGUUUUAUUUAAAAACUUGACCGUUUUUUUUCCUCUGCAUUUUUUAGCUUUUUAUGAAAAUAUUAAACUUUUGAUUGACUUUUGAUUUUGAUUGACAUUUCAAAACCAAUUUGAUGAUUUUGCAUCAAAACAUUUCAAACAGACUCCAUUGGACAUUCCAAUUUGCGGUUGGCGGAUUGGACAUUUUGUGCGCGUGCUUAUCAAUGCGAUGGCUUGUGCGUGCGCACAAAGACCACUUUGUCUCCCACAACGGGGUCAGGACCGGAACCUGGACGAAGGGCGGCGGGGGUGGGGCGCUGCGAGCGGGAAAAAAUGUCUAUCGUUAUCUGUUCUCAUCUCUGUUCUAUCGCUCCACAGCACAUUUAUGGCUCAACCUAUAACGGAUCGGGAAAUACAUUAUGCAAAGUUGGAAAGCGCAGGGCUUGCCGAGGGCUGGUGGCUAACGGCGACUUCUCCCUUGGUCGCAGUGUUGCCGGGUGCCUGGAGCCGAAUCCGGGGCCCGCCGAGCCAGCAGCCCGCCGCCCAGUCCGAUGCCGUCUGGCUGCUCAUCGCCCGCCUGGGGGAGGUGCGUCGGCGGGGCUGGCCCGCCACUGCCGCCGCCGUGCUCGGCGUCAAACUCCCGCCGCUCUUUGACGUCCAUCAGGUGCCCCAGGUGUUUCGCGAGGACGGCAUUCUGUCUGGCUACCGCCACCCGCAGAGCUCGGCGCUGGACUGCCUGCUCAGCAGUUUCCGCAUCAACAACGAGACGGUCAACAUUUGGACGCACUUCCUGCCGACCUGGUACUUUGUGUGGAGGCUGGCCUCGCUGUGCUCCGACGUCAGUUUGGCAAGCGACAGCUACACGUGGCCGCUGCUGGCCUACAUGCUGCCGGUGUGCGUGUACCCCUUUACCUCCAGCUGCGCGCACACCUUUAGCGCCAUGUCGCCAGAGUGGUGCCACAUCUGCUACUUUUUGGACUACGGCGCACUCAGCCUCUACAGCCUGGGCAGCGCCAUCUGCUACGGGUGCUACGCCAUGCCCGACGGCUGGCUCAACGGAUGGCUGCAUCGCCACUUUGUGGCCAUCGCCGUGGGCAACAGCUUGUUCUGCACCGGUCUCUCCUGCUACUCCCGGUUCGUGGAGGUGCGCUUCCCGCGGAGAAGCAAAGUUCUGCGCACCGCCGCCUUUGUGCUGCCUUUUGUCUUUGACAGUUUGCCCGUCUUCUACAGGCUCCUCCUGUGCUGCGGGGGAUGCUGCAGUCCCAGCGAGGCUCUGCUCAGCCACUUGUACCAGGUGACCUUGGCCUUCCUCACCUGCUUCCUGUUUGCCUCGCACCUACCCGAGAGGUUGGCGCCGGGACGCUUCGACUACUUUGGCCACAGCCAUCAGCUCUUCCACGUGUGCGCCGUGCUGGCAACGCACUUCCAGAUGGAGGCGGUGUUGUGCGACAUGACAUCGCGGCGGGCGCAGCUGGAGGCGGCGGGGACUGCGCCUUCCCUGCCCGGCACGGCCGGCGUGCUGGCGCUCAGCCUGGCCCUCAACUUGGCCGUCAUCGCCCUCUUCAGCGCGCCAUUGCUCAGGCGACGGCAAGGACUAAGACACUCUGUGGCUACUAGGUAGUGCAUUAAGCAAGUUAAAACAUUUUUUAAAAAGUGAGAGAUUUUAACAUAAGUUACAUAUUUGUACAUGACAAGUGACAUGUUUUAAUGAGUUAAGUUUCACAUGAUAUGUUGAAUAUUCCCAUUUUAACCAAAGUUUCACAUUAUUUAAUGAGUCAGCAUGAAAUUCAUCAAACAUAAAAAUGUUCAUGCUUCAGUGUAAAAUUAAUUACAUUAUAAAUAACUUGAUCUUGAACUAUUUUUUUCCGUUGUGGCGGACGCUUUUGCAAACACUCAGAUGUUUUAUAUAGAAACUUUUUUUGCAAAAAUGUACUCUCAUAUUUAGUGCCAAUAUUCCUGACUGGAUCAUGGUUACCUGUUUGUAUUGUUCUGAGUUUGUGUCAUUAAUACGAAUAUUAAUAGUGGGAUGUUUUGACUGGAAAGAACCUGGUGCUUUAUAAUGUUUUAUAUGCUCAGAAAAAAAAUGAAUGUAUGAAUAAAUACUUGUGUGCUGUGUACACUGUCA
Molecule: messenger RNA, 3478 nt
Organism: Syngnathus acus (greater pipefish)
Lineage: Eukaryota; Metazoa; Chordata; Actinopteri; Syngnathiformes; Syngnathidae
Gene: paqr6
Product: progestin and adipoQ receptor family member VI
Exons: 7
Coding region: 1583-2974 (463 amino acids)
Cellular component (GO): membrane
Molecular function (GO): signaling receptor activity
Source: RefSeq, a predicted model, not a curated record